Struthio camelus australis is the source of this 5280-nucleotide messenger RNA. The record is from RefSeq and is a predicted model, not a curated record. Lineage: Eukaryota; Metazoa; Chordata; Aves; Struthioniformes; Struthionidae.
UGGCAGCAUGCUAGUCGGUAUCACAAGUUUCUAGCGUAGCUGACUGCGUGGUUCAUCCCCGAGGGACCUUGCGGUGUGUAUUUCCCAUGAUAACAGCUCUGUUCAGAAGCUAAAUGGUCUUACAUGUGGGCUUCAUGGGAACCUUUGGAGCAGCAUGUAAGCACGUGCCUUGUGAGAAGUGAGGACUUGGGUCAGACCCUUAGCUGAUAAAAACCCUUAGUAACAUCGAGCUGAUGAUUCUGUCAUAAUUCAUCUUGGUUCUUGACCUGCAAAGAGUUGAGGGGACGCGAGAAGGCUGAUGCGGAGGAAUGGUCUACCUCCACCCAGCUCACCCUGUGCUUUACCCUGCUCUCUCCUGUGGUAUGUCUACGCAGUCUUUUGUAAAUAGAAGGGAACAAACUCUGAACCAGCAGAAUGUGAGCCGGCUGCAGUCCAAGAGCCAUGUGACUGCUUCCACAUAGCGUUGACGCAGUCCCAGAGCCUUUGGGUUGGAGCGCAGAUAGAGCUUGUCACUGGCACCUAUAAGAGCAGUAUAGGCCUGACGCUUGGUGCAGAGGCAUUCAGAUCCUUGCCCUACUUUUGCCUAAUAUCUGGCUGUCAGAUUCUCCGUUUACUUUGAUGCUUUCAGCUGGUAAAACAAUUAGAAAUCUAUGGUAGUCGAUUUUUUCUGUCUCAUUAAAUCAAGCUCAGCAUUUGACUGACAGUACUUUUUUAUCUUUGCUAAGUAUUUCCAUAGCUUGUUACCCAGUGAGUGAAAAAUAAAGGAAAGUGUAGUGGAGUUUGAAGGGGAUUUUAAAUUGUCUGUAGGAAGUUCAAAUGGAGCAGUAUUUUAAAAUAAAGUUGAAGAUGAGGAGGGAGAGAACAAAGCAUUGAGAAAAACAAUGUUCCUAAUAGACCGGGGGAAAACACUUAAUUGAACAAAUUGUAGUUAAUACAUUACCUUACAUACAGUUUAUACAUAUAGUAGUUAAUACAUUGCUGAAAAUAAACAAAUUGCACUGAUCAUUCACUGCAAGAUGAAAUUGGUGUUUGGGAAAGUAAGGGGGACAGGUAGGGAAAAUUUCAGCUAUAUGCAGCUUCUGGGAAAACUGAGAAGCGUGAUUUUAUUUUUUUAAGUGCAUCUGCAGAUGUAACUAAAAAUAAAAUAAAAAAAAAACAAAUUGAGAACAUGCCCUGCAAGUCCUGUUGGCAAAAUGCCAUUGUUAGAGGCAGGCUUCGGUCGUGAGGCUUCCUGUCCUCCACAAAGCAGCAAAGGACGUUUUCAAACAGUGUGGUUUCGGGUACCAGAUUUAACUUCCUCAAUGUGCUACCUCAACCUGUGAAGUUCAAGUAACUUCACAACCCCUUCAAAAAUGUUUCUCCAGAAGAAAAUCUGAAUUUGUAAGGAAGCCUGACUGAAUAUAUACAAAGUGGUCAGGUAUUCUUCCACGCUGUGGAACCUGCAGGUUUGAGCUGUGUGUCCAACUUCCCUGUUAGCUAUGUGAGAUAGAAGAUGAACUCAGCUGAAAUCACUGAUGAUGAUGAAGUAAAAAUUCCUAAAAAAGAUAUUGUGAAAGUAGAAACAGAAAAUGAAGAUGAAGCUCUAGACUGCUCGGUAACAUCCAGAUCUUCUGAGAAACACUCACUGGAUGGCGCAGUUACUUGCCUACAGGAAUCCAACAAACGGAAACAGACCUCACUUGGUUGUGAUGGUUCAGGGAGCCAGCAAGAUGUCUUACCCAGUGUGAAGAAAAGACGCUUUACACAAGAGGGCCCCCAUUCAAACAUGAAGAACAGAGACACUGGCUCACCCACUCAGGUAAAUACAGAGCAGCCAAACAAGAACAAGAAUCCUAAUAUAACAUGGCUCUGUGAAGAAGAACCUUUCAGUGACAUAACCACUCCAUCUUAUAAAAAACCUCUCUAUGGCAUCUCACACAAGAUUACAGAGAAGAAGAACCCACCAGGAGCAGAGCAGUUUACUUCUUACGAUUUGUUUGAAAAAAUCAAUCCUAGCAGUCCCUCGCAUCUUCGGACUUUGAAUGAUCAGCGCAAAAGGGACUCUGCUGCAACCAUUGCUGUAACAGCUGCCACUGCAGAUUCUGAUCCAAAUAUAUAUUCUUUGAUACAGAAAAUGUUUUACACGCUUAACACCCUCAAUUCCAAUAUGACUCAGCUUCACAGCAAAGUUGACCUGUUGUCUCUGGAGGUUAGCAGAAUUAAGAAGCAAGUCAGUCCAACAGAGUCUGUUGCGGAGUUCAAGCCUCCUCCUGAGUACCAGCUGACUUCUGCAGAGCUCAAACAAAUCAUGGAUCAAAGCACGUCAGGUGGAGACUUAGCCUGCCGGUUACUGGUGCAGCUCUUCCCAGAGCUCUUCAACGAUGAUGAGUUCAACAGAAACUGCAGCGCGUGCGGCUUUCUCAACAAAAGGAAACUUGAGUCUCUUCAUCUGCAGCUUAUCCGUAACUAUGUGGAAGUUUGUUACCCUUCUGUGAAGAACACAGCUGUGUGGCAGGUAGAGUGUUUGCCUCAAGUCAAUGAUUUUUUCAAUAGAUUUUGGGCCCAAAGGGAAAUGGAAAAUAGUCAACAGAAUGUGCAGUCAUCCAGUUUUUAUGACACUGAACAGGUAGAAUCCUCUCAUUUUAUUGAGGAUAAAGAACAGGAAGAAGCUUUGUCCUUGGACAGGAGUAGUGCCAUUGCCUCAGAUUAUGUUUUGGAUGCUCAGGAUCUCAAUGAAUUUUUAGAUGAAGCUUCUUCUCCUGGGGAAUUUUCUGUUUUUCUGUUACACAGAUUGUUUCCAGAGCUCUUCGACCACAGAAAAUUAGCCGAAAGGUACAGCUGCUAUGGGGACUCUGGUAAGCAACUUCUGGAUCCUCAUCGGCUUCAGAUAAUCCGUAGGUACACUGAAAUUUACUUUCCAGAUGUGCAAGAAGAAGAAGCCUGGUUGCAGCAAUGUGUCCAGCGAAUAAACGAUGAGCUUGAAAAUAUGUAUAUGGAUGGAAGUGAAUGUGAUCAGAUGAGAGAUGACUGUUACGAUUCCUCUAGCUUACCAGAUGAUGUAUCAAUCAUAAAAGUGGAAGACAGUUUUGAAUACGAAAAACCUGGUAGACGCUCAAAAAAAAUCUGGCUUGUACCCAUAGACUUUGACAAACUUGACUUUCCCCCUCCAGAUUUUGACGUUCCUGUCCCAGAUUACCUGUUGAACAAAGAACAGAUUAAAAACAUAUAUGAAAGCAGUCUUUCCAUAGGCAACUUUGCCUCUCGAUUGCUUGUUCUCCUGUUCCCUGAACUGUUUACUCAUGAAAACUUACGGAAGCAAUACAACUGUAGUGGAUCUUUAGGCAAGAAACAGCUUGAUCCCACUAGAAUUAAAUUAAUUCGACAUUACGUGCAGAUACUGUACCCAAGAGCGAAGAACGACAGAGUGUGGACGUUGGAAUUUGUUGGGAAACUUGACGAGAGGUGUCGGCGAAGAGACACUGAACAAAGACGCACGUACCAACAGCAACGGAAAGUCCAUGUGCCAGGGCCUGAGCGGAGAGAAUUUCUUAGCUAUGCAAUAAACCCAGAAAGAUUCAGAGAGGAGUUUGAAGGGCCACCACUGCCCCCCGAAAGAAGCAGCAAGGAUUUUUGCAAGAUACCACUUGAUGAACUCGUCGUUCCUAAUCCAGACUUCCAUGUGCCUUCUCUGUAUUUGCUGUCUGAUAAGGAGGUAAGAGAGAUAGUACAGCAGAGCCUUUCAGUUGGGAACUUCGCUGCCAGGCUCCUAGUAAGACUCUUUCCAGAACUCUUUACUCCAGAGAAUCUCAGACUGCAAUAUAACCAUUCAGGUGCUUGUAACAAAAAACAGCUUGAUCCCAUCAGACUGAGACUGAUCCGUCAUUAUGUGGAAGCAGUUUACCCCGUAGAGAAAAUGGAGGAAGUGUGGCAUUAUGAAUGUAUACCGAGCAUUGAUGAAAGAUGCCGGCGUCCUAACAGAAAAAAGUGUGAUAUACUGAAAAAAGCAAAGAAAGCAAAAAAGUGACAGGCUCUUUAAAUUCCUAAGACUUUGACCACUAAAUUAUUUGUCAGGAUUAUGCUUUGUUUUAGACUGAGGGGCCUGUCAGGAGCUGAGGGUGCUCAGCAUCUAGGACAGUUAGGCACUAAGAUUGUUGCUUUUUAAUGUGUGUGUUGCAUAUACAUGGGCACUGCAGCAGUGGGAAGUGGCUUACUACAUUUGUACAUGGGUAGAGCUCAUAAGUCAUCGGUGAUAGAGCUAUCUUAAUGACUCAUUAAGAACAUGAAUUUCACUGGUGCAGAUACAUGUAUUAAAACUGUAUUAUUCCACUCCCCAUUUCUGCAUCUUCCUUUUUUAUCACUUUCUGAUAAUAAAGUUUUUUUUUAAAUAAAUUGUUGUGCUCUUCAGGGGCAGUUUUUCAUUAUACCCUUAUAAACAGUGGUGUUAGUUAAUUGAGAGUUUGAAAGUUAAACUUCAUUUAAAUUUACAAGUUUCACAGUUUUUGAAAGUGCCAUGCUCGUUGAAAAUCAUUGCGAUAUCAGACUUUGCUUCUACAGGAAUUGCAGCUGUACGUUUGUUUUGUUCUUGAUGAUACCGAGAUACUGAAAAUAAUAAUACUGUGUCAAAAAUGGGUCAAAAUGGUGUAAUUUCCAUUUCUAACUGUUAGCCGUGUUUUAUUUCUACAAAUAAGACGUGAACAGUAAGAACUGAGACUUGAGGAUAGACACAAUAUAAGUGUUUUUCUACAUUGACACCACCAGCUUAAUCCUGCCCCUGCGAUUUUUAUUUUGUUGUGUUCAGCAUCACUGCUGGCGUGAUUAAGGAUGGCUUGUCUGAGUAAAGCUAGCAGAGCACACCCAAGCCUCUAGCCGUGGAGCGUAGUGCCAUUGCCUGCUGGCCGCUCUGUUUGUAAAAUGACAGAGACAGCAAAAAACCCGAAAGACUUGAAACAAGAACUUAGAAAAAUUUUAGACCUUACUCUCUAUCAAAAUCAUGAUUCCAAAGGUUUCCAGUAUUAAUAUUUAGUUGAAUACGUAAGAAGUAUAUGCAAAGGUUGUUUUUGUGAUGGAAUGAAGUGUUGCAGGGUCCCCACUUAAGAGUUGUGGUAAUGUUACUCAUUCUUUGCGUAAAUGCAGCACUGUCUGGCUUUUUCGAGUGCAGGGAUAUGUGAACUCCUUCCCUUAUCCAAAUUGGUUUAGUGUAAUUGAUAGGUAUUUGGAGGCAUAAUUGCAUAACUAAGGUUCACGUGAUCAAGUUUGCAUCAUUAAUAUGUUUGCGCAUAACUAAGACCACCAGGAACCCAA